UCGCGCAUGCGUAAAUCCCCGGCUUCUUCAGCGCGCGUGCGCAGCGCAGCGCCUCCCCCGCCCCUCGUUGCUGCCGCUGCUGCUGCAGCUGCUGUUGACUGACGGCCCGCGGUAGCGCUUCAGAGUUACUGGUUCAUUCUUGAGACUUAUCUACUCUAAGCCAUCCUCAUGGAUGAACUUCAGGAUGUUCAACUCACAGAGAUCAAACCACUUCUAAAUGAUAAGAAUGGCACACGAAACUUCCAGGACUUUGACUGCCAGGAACAUGACAUCGAAACACCCCAUGGUAUGGUCCACGUCACCAUAAGAGGCUUACCAAAAGGAAAUAGACCAGUUAUCCUGACAUACCAUGACAUUGGGCUCAACCAUAAAUCCUGUUUCAAUACCUUCUUCAACUUCGAGGAUAUGCAGGAGAUCACCCAGCACUUUGCUGUCUGCCACGUGGACGCCCCAGGCCAGCAAGAAGGGGCACCCUCCUUCCCAACAGGGUAUCAGUACCCCACCAUGGAUGAGCUAGCUGAAAUGCUGCCUCCUGUUCUUACACACUUAAGUCUGAAGGGCAUCAUUGGUAUUGGAGUUGGAGCAGGAGCCUACAUCCUCAGCCGAUUUGCACUCAAUCAUCCAGAGCUGGUAGAAGGUCUUGUGCUCAUUAACGUUGACCCGUGUGCUAAAGGCUGGAUUGAUUGGGCAGCUUCCAAACUCUCAGGCUUGACGACCAACAUCGUGGACAUAAUUUUGGCUCAUCACUUUGGGCAGGAGGAACUGCAGGCCAAUUUGGACCUCAUUCAAACCUACAGACUGCACAUUGCCCAAGACAUCAACCAAGAAAAUCUCCAGCUCUUCCUCGGUUCCUAUAAUGGACGCAGAGACCUGGAGAUUGAAAGACCUAUACUGGGCCAAAAUGAUAACAGGCUGAAAACAUUAAAGUGUUCUACUUUACUGGUGGUGGGGGACAAUUCACCUGCUGUGGAGGCCGUGGUUGAAUGUAAUUCUCGCCUCGACCCUAUAAAUACAACUUUGCUAAAGAUGGCAGACUGUGGAGGACUGCCCCAAGUAGUUCAGCCUGGGAAGCUCACCGAGGCCUUCAAGUACUUUUUGCAGGGAAUGGGCUACAUCCCGUAUGUGCAGCUCAGUCACCUCAGCAGCGAGUCAGUACCGUCUGCCAGCAUGACCCGGCUCGCCCGAUCACGAACCCACUCCACCUCGAGUAGCAUUGGCUCUGGAGAAAGUCCCUUUAGCAGGUCUGUGACCAGCAAUCAGUCAGAUGGAACUCAAGAAUCCUGUGAGUCCCCUGAUGUCCUGGACAGACACCAGACCAUGGAGGUGUCUUGCUAAGCAGAUGCUACUCCCUGGACCAUGCAAGUCCCUCCUCCUUGAAAUGACCACUCCAUAAUAGAACAUUUCAUCCUGUCAGCUGGCCUCCACUUUCACUCAUGCAUGGCCACAGAACCUUUCUCUAAUAGCCUGGACUUCCCAUUCUCUCCACACACCCCUUUUUGUAUAUACCAAGAACCACACCCAUGCCAUUACUGUAACAUUCCAAAUCUUGAUCCGAUCUGAUCUCCAUAUCUUCUCUUGCCAGCCUUUCCCUAUGCUCCCUCAAAUAUGUACGUGACGAGAUUCUUUGAUUCCCAACUCCAUGUGUGUGCGAGCACGCGUGUCUGUGUCUGUGUGUGCAUAGUUCUGUGAUUUUAGACAUGCUUUCUUGUAGCGCUUCUGCAAAGGGACUUUUUUGCAUUCUCAGUGGCAUUUUAAAGGGAAAUAUGCAGAGCAGAUAUCUGGAUGGCUUGGACCACAAGAUUGGAUUUUGGUUCCACUUGGACAAUAUUUGCAGUGAUUUCAGGAAAGAGCAGGUCUGAGGGAUGUGGGGACUGUAGUUACUGUGUGGACCAUUGAUUAGCUGUGACCAGUAAGAGUCACCUGUUACACAGAUAGGCAAGGUGGCAGUCACCUUCCUUGUCCAAGUGGAUUCAUACGUACCAUUGUAUAAGUCAGAAGGAGGGAUCUGAAACCCAUAAAUGAUGUCUGUACACCAUGGAGUUUUCUCCAAAGAAUUGGCCUAAGCUCUAGAUCAGCCAAGGAAGAUGGAAAACAAAACACCAGGCUCCACUCUGCAGACAGAAGUGCUGUCCCUGUAGCAUCUGAUACCACUUCCCAGACACCCACACAUCUGCAGGAAGUGCCUCCCAGGUCUGGAUGGAGAGUGGUUCUCCAUCCCUCUGUCCCAUAGAAGGGGACAGCAUGAUUUAAAAUGACAUCGAUGGUGAGGGUCUUAAUGGGGUAGAGGAGAAAUCAUUAACACAUUACCAUGAUAAGUAUGUGUAGCCUAGGUUUCAACAAACAUUAAUGGAAACCAAGUCACACUGAAGUGGAACCCAUUUCUGGGAAAGUUUUAAGCGUGCAGUGUCCCUUUAUAGGAGGGAAGGGGACAAUCUCAGGGCAGCCCUGUCCAAGUUGUCGUGAGGGAUCAUACCAGCCAGGGAGACCCUCUGGAAGGAAGCUGCCACACAGCAAGGACUCUUCUCUUGGAAGUAUCCAGAUGUGAGCCCAGCCAGGAUCAUGUGGUUCCAAAUCUGAGGAAGAGGUUUUUCACACACGCCUUGCUUUCUGCUAAGAUAAGGAAGGUGUCACUCUGCCAGAGUGUGACUUUUUACAGAUUAAAUAAAGCUGUAUAUGUCUCAUUGUU
Messenger RNA from Peromyscus californicus insignis, 2686 nucleotides. Its product is annotated as protein NDRG3. Lineage: Eukaryota; Metazoa; Chordata; Mammalia; Rodentia; Cricetidae. Gene Ontology annotation, biological process: signal transduction. The coding region runs from base 169 to 1335 and encodes 388 amino acids. Gene Ontology annotation, cellular component: cytoplasm. The transcript has 17 exons. The record is from RefSeq and is a predicted model, not a curated record.